AUGGGACCCCCGGGAGUUUUUAGGCGUCGUUGGCAGCGACUUGCGAUCGCCGCCGUGAUAUUUUGCAUGGUAUCGCUGUCCAUCGUGUCCUCGAGAGAAGAGCGACACCACGUCGAGCCGCCAACCGAUUUACAAACGAGGCAUCCUUUACUUUGGAAACAUAUACAUACAUCUAAUGUUAAAGGGGGAGAUGCGAAGCCUAACACGAUCAUUGAGGCUGCGCACCUUGUUAUGCACCUGAUGAACUCGACUAAAUCUCAGCUCAUGUCCCACUCCGAGAUCCCUUUGAUCGUACACCAGACCUGGAAGAAUACCCAGGUUGAUACCUGGCCCGAGUUGGUAAGCGAUAGCGUCGAGGUAUGGCUUGAGCACUCAGUGAAUGAGCCAAUGGCAUACUUUUUAUGGGACGACGAUGGAAUAUAUCAAUUCUUGGACGAAUUUGAGCCUUCCUUUACAGCGCGAUUUGCUGCUUUGCCUAGAAUGGUUGAAAAAUCUGACGUAUUCCGCAUCAUGGUGGUGAAAUACAUCGGUGGUAUUUAUGGAGAUGUCGAUACUCAUCCCUUGCGGUCGCCGGCGACUUGGGUUGAAGCCGACGACUUAGAGCCGUGGUACGAUUUCGAGACAGGCUCGCUUUACAAUUCCACCAAACCAGUGAGGGCCAUGUUUGGAAUUGAAGCCGAUUGUCCUCCCGAAAGCGAUACCUACUGGCGUAUGGGCUAUACAAACCCGGUCCAAUUGACCCAGUGGGCGCUAGCCUCUGCACCUGGCCACCCAAUUUUGUCGCGAUUCAUGGACAGACUAAACAAUGUCCUCGAUGAGGUCGCAGCCCACUAUGGAGGCAAUCUUUCAGUGCCCGCUGCAUAUGAAGAACUAUAUUACCUUGAUCCACUUACUCUGACCGGUCCUGCUGCGAUUACCGAGGUGGCCGAGGAUUGGCUAGAGGACCGCGUGGGACUGCGAUGGAAUGCCCUCACGGGGUUAUACGAUAAUGGUAAAAGCAAAUUAGUUGAUGAUAUUAUGGUGUUGCCCAUUACGGGCUUCAGCCCGGGACGUGGAGUGUACGGCAACAUGGGCUCCAAGCCGUUGGAUGACCACGACGCGCGUCUGCAGCAUCUUGCUCAAGGCUCGUGGAAAGGAUUCAAUAUGCGGGUGGAGUUUGGCAAGUUUUGUCGGACAUUUCUCGGUCUUUGCAAGGACUGGUCCAAAGUAUAG
Messenger RNA from Talaromyces proteolyticus, 1212 nucleotides. RefSeq names its product putative glycosyl transferase. The record is from RefSeq and is a predicted model, not a curated record. Bases 1 to 1212 code for a protein of 403 amino acids. The transcript is spliced from 4 exons. Gene Ontology annotation, cellular component: mannan polymerase complex. Gene Ontology annotation, molecular function: alpha-1,6-mannosyltransferase activity. Lineage: Eukaryota; Fungi; Ascomycota; Eurotiomycetes; Eurotiales; Trichocomaceae. Gene Ontology annotation, biological process: protein N-linked glycosylation.